CCCACACCCACCCCGUGCGGAGGCCUGGUUCUCCUCGCGUCAGGCCCUCGGGCGGCUCGCGGCGGCGCGGCGCGCACCCCGGCCUGGCAUGGCCUGCGGGGUGUUCUGUAACCGCUGCUUCCAGCCGCCCCGCCGGACCUCGAGCUUCAGCCUGACCAACUGCGGCCACGUGUACUGCGACGUCUGCCUGGCCAAAGGUAGGAAGGGUGAAUGCCUGAUUUGUAAAGUCCCUUGUCAUAUGGUCUUACUUUCAAAACAUACUGACUGGCACAUCCAAGCAUUCUUCAUGGGCAUCGACAGGCUGUGUAAGAAGUACUCAAAGGAGACCUCGCAGGUGCGUGGGCCACGUCUUGCUCAGAUUUCAGAGUUUCAAGACAAACACAGGAAAAGACUGUUGGCCUUCUAUAGAGAAAAGAUUUCUAAGCUGGAAGAGUCCCUCCAGAAGUCAGCACUGCAAAUAGAGCAGCUGCAAAGCACGAGAUUAGCACAGAAGACAACUUUCAGCACCGGGAAAAUCCCAGCUUCAACUCCUCCCGCUGAGCUAAGAGGACAUCUGCUCCUGGCCCCUGACACAUUGGCCUCUGGAAGAGUGGAGUCCAUGGAAGUUGACCUCACUCCUUCCCCGAUGAGAAAGCCUGAGAUCGCAGCUGGCCCGACAAGAAUCUCCCUGAUUAGUCCUCCUCAAGAUGGGCGCAUGGGCGGCAUCUCCCACCGUGGCCCUCAGCGCCCCAGCCUGACGCCUCAUCUCGCCAGCGUGCCACCAGCACCCAGCAGGGUCCCACCGCUGCAGAUCCCGGGCAAGGGGCUGUCCCCAGCGCCAGCCCCCCUGGUUCCCGGCGGAGGGAGGAGAGGGGGCACGCCCAGCCUCGGAGGUGCCCAGACCACCAGCCAGCAUCUCGGGGCUGCUGCAGAAGCAGCACUUAGGGUCCGCCGGCCUUGGGAGUCACACACGCAAGGCGAACGUGGUCCUGCCCCUCGACUCUGUUGACACCCGGGUCCAAGGCCAGCCCGUGAGCAGACAUUAGCAGGCAGUGUGUCCUCUUCUUUCUUGAUGGAAUAAUUAAGUAAUGCAGUUGAAUAAAGCUUUCUAUCUGGGGAA
Molecule: messenger RNA, 1099 nt
Organism: Manis pentadactyla (Chinese pangolin)
Lineage: Eukaryota; Metazoa; Chordata; Mammalia; Pholidota; Manidae
Gene: RNF212
Product: ring finger protein 212
Exons: 12
Coding region: 89-988 (299 amino acids)
Biological process (GO): reciprocal meiotic recombination; homologous chromosome pairing at meiosis; protein sumoylation
Cellular component (GO): synaptonemal complex
Molecular function (GO): SUMO transferase activity
Source: RefSeq, a predicted model, not a curated record